AUGGGCGUAGACUCCCUGAUGAACAUUGUUCUCGUCUCCAAGAUCAGGGCCGAAAAGGACAUUGAGAUCUUGGCGACCAAGUUCCGUCAGUGCUUCACGUUGAAGCCGCUCCCGCUCCCCGCUACCGCUCCCGAGGACUCUGUCGCCGAGCACACCGACGUCCAGACAGGUCCUGAAGCUUUGCCAGACCGGCUGGAGGACGACGGUUGGGGAGACGACGACGACAUGGGGACCCCGCUCACCAAUGCUUCUACUCCGGUAGACAUCUCCCGGCCUGAUUCGACCGAAAGCGAUAUGUCUCUCAUCGACUUCAAGGUGCCCAAGCCCAUGAUGAAUGUGCCGCUAUCGGUGAUAGGCGGCGGCGUAGAUGACUUCAACUAUGUUGUCGAGGACUUCCUCAUCCAGGGUGAAGAGAAGGAGGGCGUGCCUUACCUGUUCCUCUUCCCGGACGGCUCCGGUUUAGUCACUUCUUUCUUCCAACUGCCGGAUCUGAGCACCACCAAUCUCUGCGUAUACGGACUGCACUCCCCGUGGGUCAAGAACCCAGAAGACUUUACGUGCACCAUUGAGCAAGCGACCAACCUGUACCUGGCCGCAAUCCGAGCACGCCAGCCGCGAGGCCCUUACCUCCUCGGCGGAUGGUCGUCUGACUGUUAUUACACCACUCGAUCAGAACAAGGGGAAAAUUCUCGGACGAACAAUACAGAGAAAAGUUCUUUUGAUUUUCAUCCUCCAUACUGA
Molecule: messenger RNA, 741 nt
Organism: Colletotrichum higginsianum IMI 349063
Lineage: Eukaryota; Fungi; Ascomycota; Sordariomycetes; Glomerellales; Glomerellaceae
Product: Beta-ketoacyl synthase
Exons: 3
Coding region: 1-741 (246 amino acids)
Biological process (GO): biosynthetic process
Source: RefSeq, a predicted model, not a curated record